Messenger RNA from Spodoptera littoralis (African cotton leafworm), 1683 nucleotides. The record is from the annotation of a GenBank genome assembly. NCBI's taxonomy places the organism in Eukaryota, Metazoa, Arthropoda, Insecta, Lepidoptera, Noctuidae.
AUGGAUACCUUAUCAAACUCAUCAAAUCUUAAUAAAAUGAAAUCACAAAGUUCAAUAGAUUCAAAGCAUAAAAUAAAGGAAACACAUGGACAUCAUGCGAAGAAAGUACCAAGUAAAACCAAACAUUGGAAGCCUAAACAUUCUGUUGAAACUAAGUAUCAUCUGGGUGUAAGAAAUAUUAGGACGGACGACAUAAUUACUAAAGAUGAGGUGGAUUGUAAAUGUAUAAAAAUCAUUGGUCACUUGGAAAGCGUGGAAUGGCAGCAAUAUCCACGAGACUACCGUCCAAGUCCUGGCCAGCUUGCACUCGGCGACUGGACAUUGAACAAUUUUAUCUGGAUGAAUUACGUGCAAAAAACUGACGGCUUAAUAAUCGAUGAUGAUGUUCUCUUGAGUAAAGAUACAGCAUUCUGGGACAUUGAACAAGCGCAGAGAUAUUUCCAAGCUAGUUUACAUUGUGAGCAAGUGAUCCUGGCCUUCCAAUAUCCAUACCCUAGGCUGCCCACACCCCUAGGCAAUUAUUUAUGGAGAGCUAAUGUCGCAACAAAAGUUGAAUCUAAUAUCUAUCGAGCUGAAGUGCAUUGCGCUAUCGAAAUAACACUAAAGAAAAUGGAAGUAGAGAGAGCUCAGAUGGACCGGAUUAUAAUAUCCGGUUGCUACGUCAAACUUGUGCGACUUGAUUACUUCAGAAGGAAAACAUUUUUCAGACUCCUGUGUAAUAUAAUCAGUUUCCAAGAUGACCUUCAACUAGUUUCUUUCGAAAACUUAUGCUGCAGCAGGCUCGAAGGUGUACGGCUAAUACAACAACUGGCUUGUUUCAAUGCACAGACAUUGAAAUAUUUGUUCCUGUGGAGAUUCGUUAUGCCAAAUGAAAACCCUAUCCUUAUUAACUACUCGUAUUUGACCGGUAGUGGUCAGUAUAUACCCAGGCCGGACACAAGAAACACCUUUGUCCGCAGUCUUGGGGAGUUGACGAACUUACGAGUUCUAGCUCUAGAAUAUGCACACAUAGCCGAUGAUACUGGAGCAGUACUAUUGUCUCUGUUACCGGUGAUUAAGAGGCCACAUUUCCGAUUGCAGUUAAUUUGCAGAGAAGUUGCGAUCCCCGGUCGGGCAGAUACCUCUCUCGGAGGUGGAGGGUACGGCAUUCCUGACACCGCCUGGAGACGCGUUGCCAUUGCCUGUCCUGACAUCUACUUAUUCAUGGCGUUCUUUUGUAUUCGUGACUACGACAAUGUCAGACGGUUUUUGACGCCCAGUAUUCCACUCCGUGAAGUGCACUUACAGUUUGGCAUCGAUAUGUACAAAGUGCAGAGGCAGGAUUCUGACAUAAGCUGCUUCGUUCGGCACAUAGCAUAUCGCUAUGCUAAUAAUUUAGUAACUUUGAGUAUACAUCAAUGGAGAUUUGCAGUGUUCCCGUUGCGACGUAUUUUAGAAUUAAUGCCGAGGAUUGUGCGUUUUUUCUACAUCGGCAAAGUUGAAGACGAAGUUGAUUUAAAAAGAUUAUUCAACUUAAUAGCCUGUGGAGUUUGUAAAAAUUUAAAACAAGUACAAAUACAAAUACAGGACGAUGAAGACAAAAGUUCUUAUUGGAAAGACGUUGUUGAAUCUUUGACGGAGGAGUUUGCAGACAUCAUGGAGUUAUAUGACAUAAAACUAUGCUUAAGCAUCUAUAAGAGUUGA